CAAUGAGGGAACAGCGGGGUGGACCAGUGGGUGGGACUAGGCCUUGCUGGUGUAGCCGACAUUUUGUGUGGUUCACUGUGAGGGGAGGCGCGGUCUCCGGCGAGACUCUAAGAUGGUGAAACUCUUCAUCGGGAAUCUGCCCCGAGAGGCAACGGAACAAGAGAUCCGGUCGCUCUUUGAGCAGUAUGGGAAGGUGCUGGAAUGUGAUAUCAUCAAAAACUAUGGCUUUGUGCAUAUCGAAGACAAGACCGCAGCCGAAGAUGCCAUCCGUAACCUGCAUCACCACAAGCUGCAUGGUGUCUGCAUAAACGUGGAAGCCAGCAAAAACAAGAGCAAAGCCUCCACCAAACUGCAUGUGGGCAACAUCAGUACCACCUGCACUAACUUGGAGCUGCAGGCCAAGUUUGAAGAGUACGGCCCAGUGAUCGAGUGUGACAUAGUGAAGGAUUAUGCCUUUGUGCAUAUGGAGCGGGCUGAGGAUGCGGUGGAGGCCAUCAGGGGCCUAGACAACACAGAGUUCCAAGGCAAGCGGAUGCACGUGCAGUUGUCCACCAGUCGGCUCAGGACCGCGCCCGGGAUGGGAGACAAGAGCGGCUGCUAUCGGUGCGGGAAAGAAGGGCACUGGUCUAAAGAGUGUCCGGUAGAUCGCACGGGGCAAGUGCCUGACUUUACCGAAACCUAUAAUGAGCAGUAUGGAGCGGUGCGCACUCCCUACCCCGCGGGCUAUGGGGAAACCAUGUAUUACGAUGAUGGGUAUGGAGCAAUGGUCGACUACUACAAAAGAUAUCGCGUGAGGCCCUAUGCUACGGCAUCUGCAUACGACGCCUAUGCAGAGCAAACAAUGGCCCAGUAUUCUCAGUAUGCGCAAUACUCUCAAGUACAAACCACAGCCAUGGCCGCCACCACAGCCAUGGCCAAUCGCCUCACUACUACCCUAGACCCUUAUGAUAGAGCACUGCUGCCAACCCCGGGAGCAGCAGCAGCAGUCGCUGCACCCCCCGCAGCCGCAGCAGCUGCAUCCUCCACCUAUUACACCCGGGAUAGAAGCCCCCUGCGUCGCACGGCAACCGCGGCCACCACCGUCGGAGAGGCGUACGGUUACGAACGUUGUCAGCUGUCUCCAGUCUCGUCGGUCGCUCGGGCCUCCCUCUACGAUGUUCAGCGGUUCGGGCGGGAGUCGUAUGUGGACAGGGCGCGGUAUUCUGCGUUUUGAGUUGGAG
Pelodiscus sinensis (Chinese soft-shelled turtle) is the source of this 1220-nucleotide messenger RNA. RefSeq names its product RNA-binding protein 4B. Gene Ontology annotation, cellular component: nucleus. Gene Ontology annotation, molecular function: zinc ion binding; mRNA binding. The record is from RefSeq and is a predicted model, not a curated record. NCBI's taxonomy places the organism in Eukaryota, Metazoa, Chordata, Testudines, Trionychidae.